Molecule: messenger RNA, 1505 nt
Organism: Aspergillus wentii DTO 134E9
Lineage: Eukaryota; Fungi; Ascomycota; Eurotiomycetes; Eurotiales; Aspergillaceae
Product: epoxide hydrolase
Exons: 4
Coding region: 66-1298 (410 amino acids)
Biological process (GO): epoxide metabolic process
Molecular function (GO): epoxide hydrolase activity
Source: RefSeq, a predicted model, not a curated record
CUAAAUCUGAAUCUGAAUCUGAUAACCAUCUAUGCAUACGGAGUAAUAUACCUUAUCGUAGAAAAAUGUCUCCCUCGCCCUACACCAUCUCAGUCCCCGACUCCCACCUCCAAUCCCUCCACCAAAAACUCUCCACAGCCACCUUUCCCGAUGAACUCGACAAUGCCCAUUGGGACAUGGGCGUCCCUCUCGACGAGAUCAAACGACUAACGGCUUUCUGGCGUCAUGGCUUCGACUGGCGGAAAAAAGAACGCCAGCUGAACGAGCAAUUGGCCCAGUUUACCGUUCCUGUUUCGGUCUCUGGCUUUGGUCAGCUUGAUGUUCACUUUGUGCAUCAUCGGAGUCAAUCGCCUCGUGCUAUUCCUUUGCUUUUUAUCCAUGGCUGGCCCGGGAGUUUUCUAGAGGCAUCCAAACUCAUCCCAUUCCUCACUACUGGAGAUGAGAAGCAGCCGGCUUUUGAUGUGGUCGUGCCAUCUUUGCCCAACUUUGGUUUCUCUCAGGGUGUUAAGAAGAGAGGAUUCGGUCUAGCCCAAUAUGCAGAAGCAAUGCACGCCGUCAUGACAUCUCUAGGUUACGAAGAAUACACCAUCCAAGCCGGCGACUGGGGCAGCAUGAUCGCCCGCGUCAUGGGCCAAUUCUACCCCCAACACAUCAAAGCAGUCCACCUCAACUUCGUCCCCGUCCCGCCCCCUUAUCCCUGGAAACACCCCCUCAUCUUCCUCCAAUCCCUCCUGACCAUCCCCUUCUCACCCAAGAAUAAAGCCUACCUCUCCACUACCCGCGACUACAUGACCAAGGGCAACGCAUAUCUGCGUCAACAGGCAACUCGACCGCAGACGCUCGGGUACGCGCUGCACGACAGCCCCGUUGCCCUACUUGCGUGGAUCUACGACAAACUGCACGCCUGGACGGAUGACUAUCCCUGGACGGACGAGGAGAUUCUCACCUGGGUGAGUGUUUAUUUCUUUUCCGCCGCGGGGCCGGCGGCGUCGUUGAGGAUUUACUAUGAGGCGGAGAAUGGGGGGCAGGGUGAGGGGGGUUUGUCCACGGCGCAGGUGAUGGCGGGUUAUGUGCCUGAGAGUGUCAAGCUGGCCGUGGCGCAUUUCAGUGGGGAGAUUGUCAAGUUGCCCCUUUUGUGGUGCUCGUCUGUAGGGAAUGUGGUCAAGACGAGUGAACAUGAGGCCGGUGGCCAUUUUGCGGCGUGGGAGGUGCCGGAGCUACUAGCUGGGGAUUUGAGGAGUUUCUUUGGGAAGCAGGGCCAGGCAUAUAAUGCCGUAGCAGGGAAGGAUGGUUAUUAAGGGUUUAUACCAGGAUCAGUCCAGCAGGUCAAGUCACAUCCAAGUGACGUGCAUAUAUUGUCGACAUCUUAGAUGUAUCAUAGGAGCCCAUUCCGAUCAAUGUAAAUAUGCAAACGGAAAAUAGGAGGAGAAUCUAAUGACCCAUCACCUUUCUUUCUGUCCUCACUUUUUGUUCUGCCAAAUCAAUCGACAGGUGGAAGACCUCGU